AUGCCUAAACGACCAAAGAUUGACUCCGUAUACAAUGACAUUGAUAAAGAAAACACUCAGGAUGCUGUCCUCCCAAUUGUUACUCGAGACGAGGCAUCUCAUAGAAGGAAAUUAAGGAAAUUAUACUUGGAUAAUAAGAGAUCAAAUGGAGGAACUACAUCGUCAUCCCUCAAUAUUGUAUCCACCAAUAUUAAUUCCACUUCCACUCCAUGUGUUACACAACAUCGUCCAGUUUCACCUGAUGUGACUCUGAUUCUACAAAACAAGGAUAGAGAUAGCAUGCGAUUACCUAGAUCUAUUAUUGACAAAAGAAGAUCUACUACCAUAGGUGUUACAUCGGAUAACAUAGUCAAUGUUAUUGGUUGUCACAAUUUUGAAUCCACUCCUGAUGUGGCUAAUAAUGUUACUCCAAGUCCGUCAAGUAUGGUAACAAGUAACAUUAGUUGUAGUACCAGCAAUCUGACAACGAGAGAAAAUGGUUUUCGAAUUAAUAUUUCAACUGGCAUCACAUCAACCACCCGCACAUCAUCAUUGAACUGUAAUUUGCCAAGGCUAUCAUCUGGGAAACGUAAGUUGGUAUCCAAACCAUGUAUUUCAUCUCCUAUACCAAUGAUCGACUUGACCACAAAGGAAACCGUAGAACGAGAUCCUUAUAAAGGUGUUUCUACAUAUUAUUUGGAUCAUGGUGAUCAAGUUAUUACUUGUGAAGUUUGUUAUGCAAAGUUAUGGGAUGCAGAGAAAGGAAGCGGAAGAAAAGAGGGUGGCAAAAUAUGCCAUAUGUUAUGUUGUGGUUAUGCCAAAGUUGUGUUACCUGAUUACAAAUCUGCGACACCUUAUUAUAAAAGUCUAUUCAUGUCCAAUGACAAUGAAAGUAGGCACUUUUUGAAGAACAUUCAACGUUACAAUUCUAUGUUCGCGUUUACGUCAAUGGGUGGUAAGGUUGACCAGACCGUUAAUACUGGUAAUGCUCCUUUUUGCUACAGAAUUAGUGGUGAAAAUUAUCAUUCUAUUGGUAGUCUUGUGCCAGAAAACGGAGGGAAACCUAAAUUUUGUCAGUUAUACAUAUACGAUACUGAAAAUGAGUUGGCAAUCAGGUCUUCAGACGAUGCUUCCUCAUCAACCUCUUCAGACGAAACUGAUAAUAAGCUGAUACAACAAAUCAAAGCAAUGUUGGAUACCAACAAUGUGCUUGUGAAAAUUUAUAGGAUGGUUAGAGAUUGCUUCCAACAGAAUCCUAAUACUACUUUAAAGCUUCGCCUUAUUGGGAAAAGAGAACAAGAUGGUCGGACUUAUAACUUACCUACUUCCUCCGAGGUUGCUGCUCUUAUUGUUAGAGAUAUUGAUAACGCUCUUGAGAAUAGAGAUAUCGUUGUCGAGACACAAACAGGGUCAUUAAAAAGAAUAAGUGAGUUGCAUCCUUCCUAUCUUGCACUUCAGUAUCCUAUUUUGUUUCCGUAUGGAGAUGACGGUUACAGAAUUGACAUACCCCAUAGGGGUGUCAUUGAUGUUACUAACAAGAAACGUCCGAAUUGUAAAAUGAGAGAGUUUUUUUUGCGUAUCGUGUACAAGAUCUUCUUGGUUGAUGCUUAUACGAUGAUUGAGAGCGAGCGACUUAACUUUAUAAGAUUUCAGCAACAUGAUCUCAGGUCUGAUACAUACGAGAAUAUCCGAAAACUAAGAUAUAACGGCCAACAAGAUUUGUCUAAGGUUGGCAAACGUAUUUUCCUUCCAUCUUCGUUUACAGGCAGGUCACGAUAUAUGAUGCAAAACUAUCUUGACUGUGACAGCCCGAGUUCUCAAGUUGUUUACACUAUUGAGUUUCAGAAGCGAGGAUUGCCUCAUGCGCAUAUGUGCUUAUUCAUGGAGAAUGAUUACAAACUUCCAACUGUAGACCAUGUUGAUCAGUUUAUUUCUGCAGAAAUCCCUGAUAUAAACCAAGACCCGGAACUAUAUACGCUUGUGAAAGACCAUAUGAUUCAUGGUCCAUGUGGUAACGCUAGAAUGAGUUCUCCAUGUAUGGUUGAUAGAAAAUGUUUGAAAGGUAUAUAUCGGCUUGUGAAGCCUCUUGGAGGAUUUUUUUCGAAUGAAGUUAAUUAUAGGAGUCCUUCUAUUAUGAGGUUGCCUUUCCAUCUUCCUGGACAACAAACAGUUUGUUUCGGUCCUGAUGAAGAUGUUAAUCAGGUGCUAAACAAGCCAUCUGUGAACUCAUCAAUGUUUUUGUCUUGGAUGCAACGUAAUCAAGAUCCUAACGACCCUGUUGCACGUACACUAACAUAUGUACAGUUUCCACGUUUUUAUGUGUGGAAGCUUGACCAGUGUAUAUGGGUUCCGAGAAUAAAAGGAAAAACAAUUGGAAGAAUUCAUUCCGUUUCUCUGUCUACCGGUGAAGCAUACUAUUUAAGAAUUCUUCUUAACAAAGUUAAAGGACCAACAUCGUUUGAUGAUAUUAAAACAGUUAAUGGUCGAGUGUACGAUACUUUUAGAGAUGCUUGCUAUGCGCUUGGUUUGUUGGAUGACGACUCGGAGUACAUUGAGGCCAUCAAAGAAGCAAAUAUAUCAGGUAGCGCAGGUUAUAUUCGCAAUUUAUUCGCCACCAUGUUACUGUCAAGCACUUUAUCUAGACCUGAAGUAGUCUGGGAAAGCACAUGGAAGUAUAUGACAGAUGAUUUUCUGUACAGAUUCUCAAAGUAUCAUCGUGUUUCAGGUUUAUCAAUUCCUGAUGAGCAACUAAAGAACUAUGUUUUAUGCGAAAUUGAGAAGUUUUUAACUCGAAAUAAUUCAUCGCUUCGAAGAUUUGUAUCAAUGCCUUACCCGGAUACUUCAUCUUUAGAUAACUUUCGUUGCCGAUUGAUUAACGAAGAGCUUGCAUACGACAGAACAGAUUUACAAAAUGUUUAUCAAGGUCAGGUGAAUUUGUUAACGGAUGAACAACGUUCAGUAUAUGAUGAAAUUAUGAACGCAGUUGAUGGAGACAAUGGAGGAGUAUUUUUUGUUUACGGUUAUGGCGGAACUGGUAAAACAUUUUUAUGGAAAACAUUGUCUGCUGCAAUUAGGUCAAAAGGUGAGAUCGUAUUAAACGUUGCAUCUAGCAGAAUUGCAUCAUUGCUGUUGGAUGGAGGAAGAACAGCGCAUUCUAGGUUUCAUAUACCUUUGAAUCUUAAUGAGGAUUCCGUUUGUCACAUUAAACCUGACGAUGAUGUAGCUAAAUUACUACAACAGACCAAACUCAUUAUAUGGGAUGAAGCUCCUAUGGUUCAUAAACAUGCAUUUGAGGCUUUGGAUAGAACUAUGCAUGACAUUUUCAAUAUAUCUAAUUCAUCCAGGUCUGAUGUUGUAUUUGGAGGAAAGGUUAUUGUAUUUGGUGGUGAUUUUAGGCAAAUAUUACCUGUUGUUCCAAACGGUGGACGACAAGAAAUUGUGAAUGCCUCGUUAUGUUCGUCUUAUCUGUGGAGGAAGUGUAAGUUGUUGACGUUAACUAGAAACAUGAGGUUAACCGUUGGAAGACCAUCAUCUGAAGUUGAAGAGAUCAGUAAUUUUGUAAAAUGGUUGUUGGACGUUGGUGAGGGAAAUGUUGGUGGUUCCAAUGAUGGAGAAGCAAUAAUUGAAAUACCACCUGAGCUUUUAAUUGACAGCAUAUCUGAUCCAAUUUCUAGCCUGAUUGAUUUUGUCUAUCCGUCAAUCUUGGAGAACUACAAUGAUCGUAAUUACUUUAGUACCAGAGCUAUACUUGCGCCUAAGAAUGAGGUUGUUCACGAGAUUAACGACAGAUUGUUGGCACUUUUCCCAGGUGAAGAAAAAGAGUAUCUUAGUUCUGACAGUCUAUGCCCUACUGAAGAUGGCAAUGCUGAUCAGCAAAAAAUAUACUCACCCGACGUGCUGAAUGGUCUUAAAGUUUCUGGUUUACCAAAUCAUAGGUUAGUGCUUAAAGUUGGUGUUCCAGUAAUGUUGUUGCGAAAUAUUGACCAACGAAAUGGUUUGUGUAACGGUACAAGGUUAAAGGUGACAAAACUUUACAGCCGUGUUAUUGAAGCUGAGAUAAUUUCAGGUGGAAAUAUUGGUUCUCGGACAUUCAUACCAAGAAUGAAUUUGGUACCUUCGGACAGAAAGAUUCCUUUUGCAUUUCAAAGGAGGCAAUUUCCAAUAACGGUAUGUUUUGCGAUGGCGAUUAACAAAAGCCAGGGCCGGUCACUAUCUAAGGUUGGUUUGUACUUAAGACAACCAGUUUUCACACAUGGUCAAUUGUACGUAGCUUUAUCCAGGGUUACAAGACGAGAUGGAAUCAAGUUAAUAAUACUUGACAAUGAAGGCAGGCCUACAAAUAAAACAAUGAAUGUUGUAUAUAAAGAGAUAUUCAAUGGCUUGUGA
Molecule: messenger RNA, 4365 nt
Organism: Helianthus annuus (common sunflower)
Lineage: Eukaryota; Viridiplantae; Streptophyta; Magnoliopsida; Asterales; Asteraceae
Exons: 10
Coding region: 1-4365 (1454 amino acids)
Biological process (GO): DNA repair; telomere maintenance
Molecular function (GO): DNA helicase activity
Source: RefSeq, a predicted model, not a curated record